CGUCUUUCCUUGAGGAGAGGUCCAAGCCCUGGUGCCAUGGCUGGUGAUAAGCAGGAGCUUAAGAGAAGCAUCUCCAUCAUUCCCUGCUUUGUGUUUGUGGAGCUGGUGAUUAUGGCGGGCACUGUAGUGCUGGCGUACCACUUUGAAUACACCAACACUUUCCCGGUGCACCUCCAAGGCUUCUUCUGCUAUGACAGUGCCUACGCAAAGCCCUACCCUGGCCCUGAAGACACAAGCCGGGCGCCUCCGGUCCUCGUCUACUCUCUCGUCACUGCUGUGCCCACCGUAAUGAUUCUUGUUGGGGAACUGGCUGCCUUCUUCCUCCAGCCUGAGAGACGCGAGGAGAAGACAAUCGUCUCAGGAGAGUGUUGCUAUUUCAACCCCCUUCUACGGCGCAUCAUCCGUUUCCUGGGCAUUUAUUCGUUUGGCCUCUUCACUACCACUAUCUUUGCCAACGCUGGCCAGGUGGUGACCGGCAACCAGACUCCACACUUCCUGUCGGUGUGUCGACCCAACUACACUGCCCUCGGCUGCCAGCUGCCACCAGGCACCUUCUACGUCACGGACAAGGCCGCCUGCACGGGCAACCCCGUCCUGGUCACUGCCGCCCGCAAGGCCUUCCCCUCCAAGGAUGCUGCUCUCAGCGCUUACGCUGUGGCGUAUACUGUGAUGUACGUGACCCUGGUCUUCCAGCUGAAGGGCUCUCGCCUGGCCAAGCCUUCCCUGUGCCUGGCUCUGUUGUGCCCUGCUUUCCUGGUGGGUGUGGUUCGCGUUGCGGAGUAUCGGAACCACUGGUCCGAUGUGCUGGCGGGGUUCCUCACCGGUGGGGCCAUUGCUGCCUUCCUGGUGACUUGCGUGGUCAACAAUUUCCAGAGCAGCCCGCCUACGGCCAAGAAAACAACCCCAACUGAAAGCAGCUUGCCCAGUGUCCCUGUCAUAGGCUUGCCCUGUGUGGACAGUUCCCUUGAAAAGUUGAGUGUGGCUCAGCAGGUGAGGGACCCCCCAGAAGAACAGGAGUUUUCUACACUACUCUCAAGAGGCCUGGAAAGGCAGCUAGCGCGAUCUCUCCGCUUGGCGCCACCUGGAAAUGCACCAAUGGCCCGCCCCUACGAAAUCACGGAGUUGUGUUCUCAGAGGUCACCUGAUCCUCAGCUGUGUCUUUUCCCCACCACCCCAGAUGUCCUCAUUCCCUCCCGGUCAGUCACAAGCGAGGUCUGACCUAUGGAGGCACUCCUGGUCUCCUUACUGUGGGACUGGGCCUUUUUUUUUCCAGGGGGGAUGGGGCGUCUAACUUCUCACACUCUCAAUUUCCCAACCUCCUCCUUGGCCUUUCCUGGGACCAGGUCCGUUGAUUGUCAUGACAUCCUUCAGAUUAUCUGAUGCGAGUCUGCAACAUAGCUUGGGGGCAGGGAGUGUAAGAAUGAAACCUUGUACGUUUUCCAGGGAGUCUGGGGCUGUUCGCAGGGGCUCGAUCCUGCUGCUAGUUGUGUGUCUUCUGGGAGACUGAAUCUCCUGGGACUUUAAGAGUUAAGACUCCUCACCACUUCCUUCUUGCUGUGGCCUUUUGUGCCUCUUUAAGGAAACUGGGAUGCACACUGACCGACUUGGCACGCCCAUCCUUUCCACAGCUGCUUUUUUUUUCUCUUUUGGAAUGGGUUUAAGUGCUGCUUCCAAGAAGUCGCUUUGUCUACAUGGAAUGACAUCCCAUACCCUUUGAGCCCAAAGGAAGCAGGUUCUCAGUUAUAUUCAACCAGGAAUGAGCUGUGUGGUUUUGUCCAAAGACAAGGCCAAUGGCCAAUGUCUGAGGAUUUGGUUGGGGAACAAAGGAACAGAAACCCAGGCAGGGAGGACAGAAUGACUAAUCCCAGGGGCUACUAUAGCAUUGUUUGGGAGGCUAUUGAGCUCCAGAGCUGGGAGCAGGGAUAGUAAAUGUGUUUCCUUCUAGCGUUCGGCAAAGCAGACUAGAGGGAGGCAUUUAUGGAACACCAACUUAGCGACUUACAGGCUGGCACCAGUCGGUCCACCAGAAAAGACAACGGCCUCACUUUGCCAAUCACUUAACAAGUGCUGCUUGCAUACCAGCCUCUGUACACCCCAGGGAAGGGGAGGAAAAUGGGGAAUGGUAGGUUGGAAGCCUUUCAGGAAGGUGUCUGUGGUGGGCUCUGUUUCUAUAUACAGCAGCUGAUCUUGGCACCUUUUGGUGGACUCCAAAACCGGUGGUCAUUUUAAUAAAGAGCAGUUGUGUCAGGACACAUCUCAAUCGGCAGAGAAGGACCUCUGCUGUCUGAGACCUUGGAAAAACCAUUGCUGGUCAAAAUAGACACGAUUCCGGUCUGGGCAAACCAAUGGCCUGAAACAUAUAGCCUCCACAUGCUCCUAGAACCCUUACCUAGAACCCCAGGUUAUGUGGCAUUCUGCAAAUGGUCCAAGUAAAAUAAAAAAAUUCCUUCAGUAGCACCUUAAAGACCAACUAAGUUUUUAUUUUGGUAUGAGCUUUCGUGUGCAUGCACACUUCUUCAGAUACAGUGAAAAGUGUAUGCAAAUGGUCCAGAUUGCUUUCUGCUGUGGUUCAAAUGGAGCCUUUCCUAGUGUGGACUAGGACCAGCUGCUGUGCUCUAGAAAGGGCUCCUGGAGCUCUGUGUUAGCAUGACUCUAAGCAUAUAGAGUCCCUUGAGCCCUGGACCUUCAGUGGCCCAUUAGACCAGUUCCCUGUAGUCACAUCCCCCAUUGGGCUUGGAGCCGUUUGCAUGUGGGUAUUCUAGGGUGACUUAGGGCAGACCCUCCAAACCCUGUUGUCUCUUAGGGGCAUGCUCUCACCACCGAUACAAGAGUUUAAGCAACUUCUCCAAAUUCCCAUUCCCACCGUGGUCAAAGCCAGGUCACGAAUAACAUUAGCUUACAUGCAUGACAUAGAUAGCUUCAUUGUCCCCGCCACACCUCUUUGGCUCGCCAGCAGCAACCCCGCUCUUCCAGAUAUUUCAGUUGCAAGCAUAUUGGAAGACAGCGCCAUCCUCACAACAUCCUGCCUGCCCACUGUGGGUAACCCCCCCCCCCAGCUUCUAGGAAGAAGCACUGCCCCCGUGCCUCUCCUCCCAUACAUUUGAGAGACCCCCCAACUCCCAUCCAAGCCAGCACCCCGGACUAGUGCCGACAACCGCUGCUUUGCCAAUGCAGCAUAACCACUGGGCAUCUUUUGGAUACAUCCUGGGGGCGGAGGGAUGCUUCAGAGAGCAUCAGAGGGUCUGGGCUGCUGCAACUAUGCUUGGAGCAAUGGAACACCCACAUGU
Messenger RNA from Zootoca vivipara (common lizard), 3287 nucleotides. It is a transcript of the gene PLPPR2, whose product is annotated as phospholipid phosphatase related 2. Gene Ontology annotation, molecular function: phosphatidate phosphatase activity. Gene Ontology annotation, cellular component: plasma membrane. Gene Ontology annotation, biological process: signal transduction; phospholipid dephosphorylation; phospholipid metabolic process. NCBI's taxonomy places the organism in Eukaryota, Metazoa, Chordata, Lepidosauria, Squamata, Lacertidae. The record is from RefSeq and is a predicted model, not a curated record.